Messenger RNA from Trichomonas vaginalis G3, 816 nucleotides. RefSeq names its product ubiquitinyl hydrolase protein. The transcript has a single exon. Gene Ontology annotation, biological process: protein deubiquitination. Gene Ontology annotation, molecular function: cysteine-type deubiquitinase activity. The record is from RefSeq and is a predicted model, not a curated record. Lineage: Eukaryota; Parabasalia; Trichomonadida; Trichomonadidae. The coding region runs from base 1 to 816 and encodes 271 amino acids.
AUGAGUGAUAGACCUCCAUAUGUUGUCGGGUUUAAAAACCUUGGAAACACAUGCUAUAUGAAUGCAACAUUCCAUAUGUAUAGCAUGAUCCAAGAAUUGGCAGAUUAUUUUUUGGAUGAGAAGUUUUCAUCCUCAAAUGAACCUAUUGGACUUGAGCUGCACAAGUUCUUUUCACAACUCGCAUUUCCUCAAGAGCCUGCAAUCAGUUUAGCUUCUUUAAGAACAGCUAUUAAUUAUUUAGAACCAAAAUUUAAUAAUCCAGAUCCCCAGGAUUCACAAGAGUAUGUUAAAUACAUUUAUUCAACAAUCAUGAUGAAGUAUCCUGACUGUCCGCUUAAUCUUACAAAAUUUGAUAUUUUAGACAUCAAUAAUCCAGAAAAUUCCAAGACCAAUGGAAUUUUAGAUUUAUACCUUCCUCCAGAAGUUAAUCAAGGAGAUACCAUUCCAAUUUAUCAUAUUUUUGACUUUAAUUUUCAGAAUUCAAAGAUAGUUUUCCCACCAAAAUAUCUCAUCAUCAAUAUGAAAUUAGAUGUUGAUCAUCAGAAAAAGUGCAUUGUUUUAGAUUUUCCAAUAGAUCAACUUGACUUGUCAAAAUACAUUAAGAAUAACGAUCAAAACUGCGAAUACGAACUUAUUGCUGCAAUGUAUCAUGAAGGAUUGUUUGCAUUAGAUGGACAUGAUACUUGCUAUAUCAAGGUAGAUAAUAAAUGGUAUUAUUUAAACGAUGCUAAAGCAUUCUUUGGUUCAAUGAUGUACUCAGUGUGUCCGUUUCUCGGGAAAGAAUACCAUUACUUAUUACGCUUGAAAACGAACUAA